UUCGACCUAACUUUCUUGACGCAAUAUGCCAGCAGUGCCAGCUGCGAGUGCAUAUCAAGAGAUCGCGAUGGUGCGAAUCCUAACCUUAUGAAGCGAGCACAAUAACAAGGUUCUGUGCGUUACUCCGAAGAGAAAAAUGGAGCAGUUCGGCUACAUGUUUCCGUCGACGUGAGACUUUCAAGAUCGGCUUAUCGUCGAAGUGUCAGGUGCAACAAUGGCUGGACUGCAGGACUGCUUCGAGUUUACGUGACAGCCGCACCUCUCGUUCCAAGAUAAUUCGGCCUCGUAGUUGGGGUGUAGUGCUUAGUUGCCAAACUAGGAGGCGUAGAGCUUCUUAGCAAAAGUCAUGUCUACUGUAGUUAGUUUAGACUCGAUCAAUGAGUAUGCCACCGAAGUGGUGAAGGAUGUCAUCACCUGGUGGUGGUGGUACAUAACAGAAAUAUCAUGGCAACUUCUGAUAGCUGUUACGGCUUAUAUCUGCGUUUGCCUAUUCCUUUAUGCUCUAUUCAAAAGAGUAGAUCAGAAAGCCUGGCAGUUGCCUGGUCCACCCAGUAGGCUGCUGUUAGUCACUGCGCAUCCUGAUGAUGAAGUCAUGUUUUUUGGACCAAUGAUUUAUUGGAUAACUCAAUCUAGCGCUAGUCAGAUUUAUCUUCUUUGCUUGACUAUGGGUGGAGACAAGCAGAGAAAAGAUGAGCUGUGGGCAUGUGCAAAGAGACUGGGUAUCCCUGAAGCCAAUAUAACUAUUGUGAUGUGUACAGAAUUACCUGAUGAUCCAAAGGUGCAAUGGCCAGAAAAAGUGGUUGCUGAAAGUGUUCUGCAACAUAUAGAAACUUAUAAAAUUGAUGCUGUGGUUACGUUUGAUAAGCAUGGUGUCAGCAGACAUAGAAACCAUAUUUCUCUUUUUUAUGCAAUUGCUUCAUUGUGUAUAGAAAAAAAAGUACCUCCGUAUUGUAAAUUGUACACACUUGAAUCUGUAAAUAUGUUCCGGAAGUAUACACAACUGUUAGAUCUGCCCAUAAGCAUGCUGUCUGCAUCGUAUUGGUACCUGAUCACGUAUCAACAACGACCCUACAUUCGCGAUGCAAUGAAAGCGCAUGUAUCGCAGUACGUGUGGUUUCGCAAAUUGUAUAUGAUGUUUUCUCGAUACACUUUAAUCAAUACCCUCCAGGAAGUCAAUAUGCUUGAUCUCGAGUUAGAUCUUCAAUUCGACGAUUUUGAUGACUGAAACUGUACAGAUGUAUGUUGAAUUAUUCAAAUUGUAUAUAUGAAAAAAAAAUUUUACCAAAACAAAAAAUAAAAAAAUCUUUCAAAUUUAA
Molecule: messenger RNA, 1316 nt
Organism: Nasonia vitripennis (jewel wasp)
Lineage: Eukaryota; Metazoa; Arthropoda; Insecta; Hymenoptera; Pteromalidae
Gene: PIG-L
Product: N-acetylglucosaminyl-phosphatidylinositol de-N-acetylase
Exons: 6
Coding region: 347-1225 (292 amino acids)
Biological process (GO): GPI anchor biosynthetic process
Cellular component (GO): endoplasmic reticulum
Molecular function (GO): N-acetylglucosaminylphosphatidylinositol deacetylase activity
Source: RefSeq, a predicted model, not a curated record